GCCGUGGAGAGAGAGCGAGAGAGAGACAGACGCGCGCACACACACACACACACACACACACAGAGUGAGCGAGAGAGAAAGAGAGAGAGCGGAGGAAAAAGCAAGAAAAACAAAGAGUCCGGAGAAGGAACAAGGAGAUAAAAAAAAAAAAGUCGAUAAAAGCAGACUGUGAGAAGGAUCCGGACAAGCGACUGCUGCGCAUCAAAGGAGGAACCUUACCAGGGACCUUAUUGGAGACCAGCGCCAACAAAACCGGACUCCGGAGGCGGAAUAUAACGGUGACUCUCCAGAGCUCCUCUGCCCUCCUGAGGAUUCAGUGAGACAGGUGGAUCUGUGCGCCCGACCAUGGCCAUCCCAUCAGCCCCCUCCGCAUUAUGGAGUGUCAGCUUAUUGACAGUACUAUUUGCAGCUGCGGUUCACAGCAACAUUGUCUAUGACGACGACCCCUUGCAGCCAGUGACCUCCGAUGAGACGGUGUCCGUGGGGGGCACGGUGACACUGACCUGCCGGGUGGCCGAGAGCGACAACUCUUCACUGCAAUGGUCCAACACUGCGCAGCAGACCCUGUACUUUGGAGAGAAGAGAGCUCUGAGAGAUAACCGCAUCCAGCUGCACCGCUCGACAUCCACCGAACUUUCCAUCACCAUCGCUGAAGUGCAGCUGGCCGACGAGGGCGAGUACACCUGCUCCAUCUUCACGAUGCCAGUCCGCACUGCCCGAGCCACAGUCACCGUGCUAGGUGUGCCUGGUAAACCUCAGAUCUCAGGCUUUGAGAAUGCAGUGCAGGAGGGGGGCAAAGUCACCCUGACCUGCACCAGUACUGGCAGCAAACCCCCCGCCAUGCUGCGCUGGUACAGAGGAGACCAGGAGCUGGAAGGACGUCCAGACGUGGUGGAGUCCGUUCCAGACGAUCCCACAUACAACGUGAGCAGCGAGCUCACCCUGGAGGUGAGCCGCAGUGAUGACAACGCCCUCAUCACCUGCGCCGUCGACCAUCCCUCUCUCGCCCCGGGGGACAAGAGGAGCGAGCAGGCUCUGCGGGUGUUGUAUUCUCCUAACGUGCAGAUCCAGCCUGAGAGUGAUCUGCCUAGAGAGGGAGAGAAGUUUCAUCUUCAGUGUUCAGGCAACAGCAACCCCGAGCCCACCUCCUACGUGUGGGAGAAGAAGGAUGGAGAGCUCCCCCCACUGGCCAAAGUUGACGGUGCUUUCUUGCGCUUCGAGAUGCUCAACAAAUCAGAUAACGGUGUCUACCUUUGCCACGCUGACAACGGCAUUGGACAGAGCCAGGGAGAAUACACACUCCUGGUGCAAGGAGAUGCUGGGGACAACAGUGCAGACCCCACAGCCAUGUCGACCUCUUCGGGGGUGGACCACGCCGUGAUUGGAGGGGUGGUGGCUGUUAUCGUCUUCAUCCUGCUCUGCCUUCUCAUCGUCCUCGGCAGAUACCUCAUCAGACACAAAGGAACGUAUCUGACCCACGAGGCCAAGGGCUCGGACGACGCCCCCGACGCCGACACGGCCAUCAUCAACGCAGAAGGAGGCCACUCCGGAGCAGAGGACAAGAAAGAGUACUUCAUCUAGAUUGAGGAUGGAGCGGUGGAGGAAAGGAACGGGAGGAGGAGGAAAGGAUGGAGGACAUGUAUAGAGGGGAGGAGUGAGGGAGGGGGAAACCUCCAUUUGUUUUCACAACGCUUCAGUUCUUCACUCUGUUGGAGGGAUGAUGGGAGGGGAAGGGAGGGAAAGAACUGUGGGCAGGAUAAAGCGAUGAGUUGAGCUUCAACUGGUACUACCCUUUUUGAAUUGAUACAGGGAAGUGAGAUUUUGCACUGAUAUAUGGACGAACUGAAGUUACACACUCAAAAAAAAAAACAAAAAAAAAAACAGACACACAAAAACAUAAAUGCAUACUGUACAUGAGUCAGUUUUGGGGGAAGCUCUUCUCACACAGACUCGAAUGCUCGUAGAUGCUCAGAUUAACAAACAGGAGCCUCCUACUAACAUGUCUGAAUUAUUUCCCGGAUGGCACAUUAACACAUUUCUAAAUGUCAGCAACUCGAAAAAGCAAAAUUGUAAACCCACAUUCCUGACAUCCCAAGCUGAUACUUCACUUCUCACACCACGCCAGCCUGUUGCCUCAACAUUUAAGCCAAGCCAGCUCUGUCUUUUCACGUUUGUGUCCUCAUUCUCUCCAUCUAACAAGGCAGUAUCCCUCUGUAAACAUUCUAGUGGCAGAGAAAUCCAUCUAAAACAAAUUAUGACUGACGAACAUAAUCUCCCUCUCUCACAGUUUAAUCUUUUUAUGCCAUCAAACCUCUUCCUGUCCUCACAAACCCUGGUACGAGCCGUUCCCACAAUGCAGCACCACACAACUUGCAACUCAAAAUAGCAUUCCCACCUUGGCUACCAAGCCAAGGGGCUCCAGUAUACAUAUAUAAAUAUAUAUAUAUAUAGAAUUAUAUAGCAUUCUUUUUACUUGACAGAAAAUGUUUGGUGUGCUGUAAAUACACUCUCUCUCCUCUUUCUACCUUCUAUCUCUCCUUCUUCUCUCCCUCUUCUCUUUCUCUCUUUCUCUCGUACACUCUGUUACUGCAUUACAGUAACUUAUAUACUCUAAAAAAACGCCUGCCUGUUUUUAUUACAUGCGUGGAAAUGCAGAGUCGAAACUAUCACUAUCUGGGUAAAAAAAUAUAAAAAUAACGACGAUGAUGUUGCGAGUAAAACUAACCUUAACUGCAAAUAUUUGUAUGAGGAACGUUUCCUUCCUUUGUUCUUGUUCUUUUAUUCCUUUUGGUUUUUCGGGGACUUACAGUAUGGGAGAUUUUCUCUCCUCAGUGUCUCAGUGUGUUACUGUCAGUGUUUACAGUGUCUGUCGAUUUGUCAGUACAGGAGUCCAUAAAUCUAAUUUCCGACUUGUAAUUUGAUUUUUUGGGGGAUCAUGGUUUUGAUGCUAUUGGUUGAUUUACUUAUCCCCCCCCCCCAGCUUUGUCGGCCCUCUGCUCCCAAACACUAAACUGUAGCAAAACCUUGAUUCGAACACAGCUUCGAAAGGUGUCGUAGUGUUUGUUGGGAGUUUCCCUGGACUAUCACUGCCCAGUGCAUAUGGACCGCUGUGGUCAUCCUUCCACCGUGCCCCUCCACCGUCUUUCUCCCUGCAGCAGACAGCUUGUCUUGGCGAGACCACCUGGCGCUAAAUUCAUUGAGUAGUGAUGUCAUGACUUCCUCUAAGAAGCUGGCACGGUUGCUCCUCUGGGAGGUGAAUAUGCUGGCUUGCUUUCCACUACAGGGCCAGACAGGACUGCCUACAUGCAUAAUGACAAACUUCCUGGCAAAAAAACCCCCAACUUUCUGUUAUUGUUUUUUUUUUUCUGUGUGUGUGUUAUUGUGAGCAGGAAUCAUUCGCCAGCUUAGCAAAAGGUUCCCAUAAAUGAACGGUGUUUUAUCAAGGUUGGGAGUUCACUUUGGCAUUGGCAAGCUCCACUUGGCCCGGUCGUGGAAAUUGAUUGCAAUCUAACUAAGAGGCUCUGGGCUCCAGGCUGUUCAUAUGCCAAGGUUUGGCUUGGUGGGCAGGGUGCCGAGCCGGAGUCUGGGCUGCACUAACACUACAGAAAGUCAUUUAGGAACUUAAAUGUCCUCUUCUCUUUUUUUCCCCCUCCGCUCCGCUCGUCCAUUUCUUUUCAUUCUUUAAUCAAUCAUGCUGUCUGCGUCCUGAUCCACCUUCACCCGGUCUCUCCUCAUCACUCCUUCCCCCUCGUCUCCCCCCCUCCAUCUCUGAUCGAUGUGCGAUUCUCCUUGCUGGUCUCUCUCUCAUUCAUGCGUCCAUGUAAACAUACAGUAGAAGUAGCGCCUCUAGGUUUGCAGGCGUGCGCUGAUGACUCUCUGCAGCACUCUUUGGAAGUGUUUUGGAGAGGAAUCCAUUUGCUGUUGUCAGCCUACCUGUAGACAGUUAUGUCUGUGAUAGUUUUUGUACAGCCUUUUUGGGAACGUUCAGGGAUUGUGCUUUUCGUACCUAUCCCGCAUUGUCGUUAACUGCUACCUAGCUAGCUGCUUUGGAGCCAAGUGGCCCGGCUAGUGUGUCUAUAAGCUAGCUAUACUACAAAGGGUGAGGCUACCUGAAGCAGGGUCAGCUGUUUAUUUUCUGUUUUUUUUUUUCUUCUUAGAGCUCUUCUUUGGAAUUGGGGAGGCUAAUAAGUUGACACUGUAGAAAACUUGGCUCAAACGGUGUUUAAAUUCUGUUGCAGACUGUUUGGACAUUCACCAGACAGCUUUAAACAAACCAAGAUGAAGAUUUGGAAGAUUUCAGAAUGCUGUUUAUCUCAUGUUUGCUCCGCAGCACUCUUCAGCUUUUCACAGGAUUCAUGUCUGCAGACCAGAGGAUGGGCUUUGUCUCACAGAGUUUACUGUCAUGAGUAACCUUUGAUUUCUGUUCAACCCCAGUAAUUCUGCUCAGUGGUAUGGAGAGAGGAAUACCUGUCUCACACUCAACAAAGUGUAGUGUUAUUGAAAAACCAAUGGACCUGUAUUUGCCUGUAAUUUAUCGUCCUGUCCUUCGUCUUGGUUAAUGUGCUAGCAUGUAGCUUGCAUGAGGAACAGUUUGAAAUGUAGAUAGUGUUGGAGAUGAGUAGUGCCGACAAGCUUCUCUCCUGAGACAAGAGUGGUGGUCUGCCCUACUGACCCCGCUGCUGUUCUCUGAUCUGCAAACAUAGGCCGUGUCCCAGUUAAACCCGCCUAUACCUCCUGAACACUGCAGUCCUCUGAAUAACACUGAGAAAACUGAUGAAGUAGGGCUCUUCCCAAAUACUGCUACAUUAAAAACAUGUAGGGGUACAAUGGCGCUGAAUUGGGACAUGCAGUCAGUCUAAUUCAUAUUUCAUUGCAUCAGUGCAGUAAUGACUAGCUGUCACCAGAUGCCAGCAAACCGCAGCUUUUCUUUUUCUCUCUUCAGUCCGGCCGAGCUGUCCUGCUGCACCACUUGACUCUCACCAACUCCUCUUCAAGCAGUCGCACACUAGCUGCCAGUCAUCUCUUUCCUUUUUUGUAGUACAAACAAAUUGAUUUUUAAAUUAUGUUUUGUAAAAGGUGUGCAUAAUCUUAAAUGUGUUACUUUCAGUUCAAUCGAUAAUCAUUUUCUUUUUUUUAAAUUAGAUUUUCCAAAACUUGAAGGUUAGAAAUUCCGUUUUUGCAUACUUUAUUGUUUCAACAACCAUUUUUAUAUAAUUUCAUGUAUAUAGUGUUGCCUUUACUGGAUACUCUUACAAGCGCACCUAUACACACUUUGCACACACACUUUGCAUACAUACACAUCCACACACAUAUCUGGAUAUGCACGGCAGGCAUGAUGUCUGUGAAUAUGGCGUACUUGUACAUAUGUGUGUGUAUGUGUGUUUGUGUCUGAGUGUGAGGUGUGUAUUAUUUGACUCAAACAGACUCCGGAGACACUCUUACAUGUGUUGCAUUCAUAAAAACUUUAUUAUCUCAAUGACUAAAACAAUGUCCAUGUUCUUAGGGUUAUAAUUUUGGAUGACAAGUCUUCCUUUUCGAUAAAUAUCCAUAUCACAUGAGAAUAGUGCUGUCAUGUAUGUUAAUUUGUACAAUGGCUGAUGAUGUCAUCGAGGCGAGACCCAACCGCAUGCUGUGGUGGGUUUUGCGUCUGUUGGCUGUUAUGUUCAUACAGUAUUUGUUUAUUUUAUUUAAUUUUUUUGUUAAAAUACCGGUUCAGUUGUUGACUUCAAUAAACAUGCAUUUGGGUUAAUUUCA
This is a messenger RNA of Micropterus salmoides (largemouth bass), 5754 nucleotides long. It is a transcript of the gene cadm3, whose product is annotated as cell adhesion molecule 3. The transcript is spliced from 11 exons. Gene Ontology annotation, biological process: homophilic cell-cell adhesion. The record is from RefSeq and is a predicted model, not a curated record. NCBI's taxonomy places the organism in Eukaryota, Metazoa, Chordata, Actinopteri, Centrarchiformes, Centrarchidae. Gene Ontology annotation, cellular component: presynaptic membrane. Bases 346 to 1581 code for a protein of 411 amino acids.